Messenger RNA from Brassica napus (rape), 465 nucleotides. RefSeq lists its product as uncharacterized. Lineage: Eukaryota; Viridiplantae; Streptophyta; Magnoliopsida; Brassicales; Brassicaceae. Gene Ontology annotation, molecular function: RNA-DNA hybrid ribonuclease activity; nucleic acid binding. The transcript has a single exon. The record is from RefSeq and is a predicted model, not a curated record. The coding region runs from base 1 to 465 and encodes 154 amino acids.
AUGUGUUCUAAAGCUCAAGAUGACAUGGAAGAAUGGAAUUGUAGAGAUGAGGUAGAAGAAGAGACGAGGAAUACAGCCCCUGUGACGAGAAAUGUGGAGAACUGGCAACCACCCCUGCAUCUGUGGCUGAAGUGCAAUACUGAUGGAGCUUGGGAUCACAACAGGGAGCAUUGUGGAGUAGGGUGGGUAUUACGAGAUCAUCACGGGGAUGUGAAAUGGAUGGGUGCAAGAAGACUCUUGAAAUUAAGAAAUCAUAUUGAAGUUGAAGCAGAAGCUUUAAGAUGGGCAGUGAUGAUGAUGGUAAAGCUCAACUACACUAAUGUGGUUUUUGAAACUGACUGCAAAGGUCUAAUUCAAACUUUACAAGACACAAAGAGCAAUCCUAGUAUAUUGGCUUAUACACAGAAUAUCCACAACCUGCUCACAAAGAUAGGACCUCAUCAAGUAGUUUUCAAGAGUAGAUAA